AGGCAAUCCUGGAGAACCUAUGCCACCGCAGUACGGCAACGGGCAAGAGUCAUCUAUUGAAAUUCCGGUACAAGACGAUGAUACUUUCAAGGUCGACCCCAGUGUGUGGGAAGAUGAAGCGGUUAGAAAAGGCUUUGUCAAGAAAGUGUACUCCCUGCUGUCCAUUAUGUUGUUGUUCACGUCGGGUGUCAUCGCAUUCUUCGUAUACACACCGGGAGUCCGGGACUGGGUACUGAAGAACUCUUGGAUCAAUCUAGUGGCCAUGGUUUUGGCUAUUGGUAUUCUGUUGGGGUUGGCAUGUACGCCAGGGCUUGCCAGGAAAGCUCCGCAGAAUUUCAUUAUGCUGGGGUUGUUUACGUUCUUCGAGGCCAUUGCAAUCGGGGUCAUCUGCUGCUACUACGACACUGAGGAGGUUAUGAUGGCCUUUGGAAUCACUUGUUUCAUCACCAUCGGAAUCACCAUCUUCGCAGCGCAAACGAAGAUCGAUUUCACGCCUAUGGCGGGCGGUCUGUGCCUGUGCUUGUUCGCCCUCUUAGGUUUCGGCUUCUUCUGCAUUUUCUUCGGCGGCCAAGUGACGCAUAUUAUCUACUGUACGAUUGGUGCCAUCCUUUUCGGAUUGUUCUUACUGGUGGAUACGCAGAGGAUCAUGGGAGGAAAGCAUAAGCAACAGAUACAUCCCGAGGAAUACGUCUUCGCCGCCCUAAAUUUGUUCCUGGACAUCAUCAAUAUCUUCCUAAUGAUCCUGCAGCUCAUCGGCGCGGUGGGCGAGUAAGGAUAGAGUAGGUAUCAAAAUAGCCGCCGGUUAUAAAAUAAAACAAAUCGACAGCGA
This is a messenger RNA of Sphaeroforma arctica JP610, 829 nucleotides long. RefSeq lists its product as hypothetical. The transcript is spliced from 8 exons. Lineage: Eukaryota; Ichthyosporea; Ichthyophonida. The record is from RefSeq and is a predicted model, not a curated record. Bases 20 to 772 code for a protein of 250 amino acids. Gene Ontology annotation, cellular component: membrane.